GAAGAAACCUCAUUAAAAACAGCAAGAAGUUUGCACCCGUCAAAUUUCAAAUAGAAGCAAAUCAUUUCCUCCGCAACCACAACCAAUAAAACCCCCAAACCCUGGAGGAUAUUGUGGAUAAUGAGUCCUGGCAUCUGUUGGCUUUGCAACAUCUUCAGAGAUGGCACAAAUGGAAUCGCUUCAAAAGUAAGUCUGGAGGAAGUGCUGCAGUGGUCUCAGUCUUUUGAAAAACUAAUGGCUACUAAAUAUGGGCCUAUUGUCUACAAAACCUACCUGAAGACUGAAUACAGCGAUGAGAACAUUGAAUUCUGGUUUGCUUGUGAAAAGUAUAAGAAGAUUGUAUCGCAGAGGAAAAGAAUGUCGGUGGCACAGAAACUUUUCAAGGAAUAUAUACAGCCUCAGGCUCCGAGGGAGAUUAACAUGGAUAGUCAAGCAAGAGAAGCUGUUAUCACAAACAUUCAAGAAGCAACACAGUCCUGUUUCAACGAAGCCCAGAAAAUUGUUUACAUGCACAUGGAAAGGGAUUCCUACCCAAGGUUUCUAGGUUCAGAAAUCUAUCGAAAUCUUUUCCUUACACUUUCAAGCAGACAGAAACCACUGGUGUCUAUGAAAGAGGGAGAAUGAGAACUCGGAGGGGGCCAUUUUCGUCAUCUGUUUUUGAGCCUUAUCAUAAACAAGAGAAAAACAAGACACUAACGGAACAUACAUGCAACACAGAUAAAUCUCAUGGGCGUAGG
Molecule: messenger RNA, 737 nt
Organism: Zootoca vivipara (common lizard)
Lineage: Eukaryota; Metazoa; Chordata; Lepidosauria; Squamata; Lacertidae
Gene: RGS13
Product: regulator of G protein signaling 13
Source: RefSeq, a predicted model, not a curated record